UAUAGGGUUUUAGAUGUAGAGCAACAGACAGAAACCCUAACCCAGCACCUAAAAUUCUUUAACAAUGGCUGUGCUGAGCGCGAAGCAGGUGCUGCAACAGAGCAACACCGCUGACCCCAACUCCAUUUCCAAUCUAUCCCUCACCCACAAGGCUCUCUCCGACGUAUCGUGCUUGGUUGAGUUCGAAAAUAUUCAAAGACUGGACCUUAGCUUCAACAAUCUGACUUCCAUUGAGGGAUUGAAGUCAUGCCUAAACUUGAAGUGGUUAUCAGUAGCCCAGAACAAACUUCAGAGUUUGAAGGGAAUUGAAGGCUUCAGUAAACUAACUGUAUUUAAUGCCUCAAAAAACAAGCUCAAAUCAAUGGAUGAGCUUAGUUCUCUUGUAAGUUUGCGUGCACUGAUCUUGAAUGAUAAUGAGAUUACUUCUAUUUGUAAACUUGAUCAAAUGAAAGACUUGAAUACUCUAGUUCUUUCUAGGAAUCCAAUACGAGGAAUUGGCCUGUUUCUUGCCAAAAAAAAUUCACUUUCAAAAUUGUCUCUUUCUAACUGCCAGCUACAAUGUAUUGACUCUUCACUCAAAUCAUGCACAGAGUUAAAAGAACUGCGACUUUCUCAUAAUGAGAUUAAGACACUCCCAAGUGAGUUGGCUUGUAAUACAAAAUUGCUGAACUUAGACAUAGGAAACAAUGAGAUCAUGAGGUGGUCAGAGCUUAAGGUUCUGUCUUCACUAGUUAACCUAAAAAAUUUAAAUCUGCUUGGGAACCCUAUUGCUGAAAAGGAGGGUCUGGCAAAAAAGAUUAAAAAACUAGUGCCAACUGUGGUGACUUUUAAUGCUAAACCGAUUGACAAGAUCUUGAAGGGAGAAGUUGGAAGAGCCGAUAAUUCUGAUGAUGUCAAUACGGAGUUGGUAGUUCAGAAUGAGGUGCCAAUAGAUCAUGUGAGAAGGAAGAACUCCAGAAAACAUAAUUUUCUAAGUGAAAACGAGGGUGUUCAUCCUGACAGCAUGGAGGAGGAAACAUUGAAUCAUAAUGACAAUAUUGCUUUAUUCAAUGAGAAAUCAAAGAAGAAAUUGAAGUUGCACAAGAAUAUUGCUGAUAAAGUAGAAGUUAUAUCCCAAGAUCCUGGUGUGACAAAGGAAUCAAAGCAAAAGGACAAGAAAAAGGAUGAAAAUGUUAAGGAGAAAACUUCUGAUCUUGAGAUGCAGCUGUUGGAGGAUAAAAAGCAUACCAACAAUGACACUGAAGCUCUGUCUGACACCAGGAAGGAAUCAAAGCAGAAAAAACCAAAAAAGAGUGAAUUUGUAACUGAGAAAACUUCAAAUCAGAAAGUAGGUGUUGCCAAGAUUGAGAAGGAACUAGGUAAAGAACAGGUGGCCAAACAAAGUAAAAAUGCUGUGAUCGAUGAUGGAGAGACUCCUUUCAUGGAUCUUUUUAUGGCUGACAUGUCAACUAAUUCCAUAAGCAGUGGUAGGAUGGAAACAGAUCAAGGAGCCAUUCAUACUGUUGAUGAAAUUGCAGGUGUAGUUACUUUCAGUAAAAAGAAAAAGAAGAAUAAGAAACAAAACAUUGAUCCCACAGCUCUGCAAUUAUCAACAGCUGCUGAUGAAGUUGGUUUGGGUGGACCAUCAACGUGGGAUGCUUAAAAAUAUUCUACAGAGAAGACUGGCUUGUUUUAUUUCUGUUUUGCUUAUUUGGCCUUUGGGUACUCUAUUUUAAGCCUUUUCAACCCAUUUUGGGUAGUUCAAAGUGAGGCGAUUUGCACGAGAUAAUAGCCUCAUGGUUCAAGCUUAUAGCUUGUGUCCCUAACACCUACCAUGAGUGCUUGAAUGAGAGGGUGGACUCUGAAACUUUCAUGACUGAUACUCUGAGAGUAAACCCUUAGAAGUUUGUAAUUCCUAUUUUCUCAGCAAGUUUGAAUUUCAUAGUGAUGAUUUUUUUGAAGAUAGAUUAGCAAAA
Ipomoea nil (Japanese morning glory) is the source of this 1955-nucleotide messenger RNA. RefSeq names its product internalin-I. The coding region runs from base 65 to 1642 and encodes 525 amino acids. The transcript is spliced from 10 exons. Gene Ontology annotation, molecular function: protein binding. Lineage: Eukaryota; Viridiplantae; Streptophyta; Magnoliopsida; Solanales; Convolvulaceae. The record is from RefSeq and is a predicted model, not a curated record.